AUGAAGUCUUCAGUCACUGUUGCCCUGCCCAUCAUGGCUGCUGCCGGCGCCUUCGCCAACGCACACUCCAAUUUGCACCAUGCUCGCGUCCCUGUGCCCGCCGAAAGCGGUAUGCCCCGAGUUGGCGUAGAAACAGUUCAGGGAUGCUUCUCAAGCGUGGGCAACAUGACCAACGAAAAUGCCGAUACCAAAUAUCUCUCAAGUGGUAGUUGCAGCACGAUUUGCAAGGGCAAGAAGCUGCCAGUUGCCGCCCUCGCCCCUCAGGCUUGCUACUGUGGCUAUGUAUAUCCUCCCGAAGACGAUAAACUCGAUUCAGCAAAGUGCGACUACCCUUGCAAUGGUUUUCCCGAUGACAUGUGCGGUGGUCUCAAAGACGCUUAUUCAAUCUACAACAUGGGUAUCGUUCUGGUUCCCGGCUUUUACAGUGCUUCUUCUUCCUCAUCUUCGGCCUCUUCGACAGCUACUCAGGGCAGCUCUUCGGCAGCAUCGACAUCGACUGCCGGCGUAACGCAACCACCGAGCACCGAGACUGGAAACUCUGACAAGUCUAGCGGUAGUCCCAAUGUUGCUGCCAUUGCUGCCGGUGUCGUGGUUGGUGUCGUGGUUGUUGCCGCCAUCAUCGGUGCCGUUAUCUUCUUCAUUCGCCGGAAGCGCAAUGCCGAAAUUGAAGAGGAGCACCGUCGCAACGCCGCCGUCAAUGCCUUUAUCAGUGGCUCCAAGCCUCCUAGCACUUCUGGCGGUAUCUCCAUUACCGACUCGCGCUUGGACCCAGUGAUGGCUCAUCGUCGUCUCAGCGACGGCAGCAUAGCCGACAACCAGGACUACUCUCGCAAGAUCCUUCGGGUCACCAACGCAUAA
Molecule: messenger RNA, 858 nt
Organism: Beauveria bassiana ARSEF 2860
Lineage: Eukaryota; Fungi; Ascomycota; Sordariomycetes; Hypocreales; Cordycipitaceae
Product: transmembrane alpha-helix domain-containing protein
Exons: 2
Coding region: 1-858 (285 amino acids)
Source: RefSeq, a predicted model, not a curated record